Mytilus trossulus (common blue mussel) is the source of this 1388-nucleotide messenger RNA. RefSeq names its product orexin receptor type 2-like. Gene Ontology annotation, molecular function: G protein-coupled receptor activity. NCBI's taxonomy places the organism in Eukaryota, Metazoa, Mollusca, Bivalvia, Mytilida, Mytilidae. Gene Ontology annotation, biological process: G protein-coupled receptor signaling pathway. The transcript has a single exon. Bases 158 to 1273 code for a protein of 371 amino acids. The record is from RefSeq and is a predicted model, not a curated record. Gene Ontology annotation, cellular component: plasma membrane.
ACGAAAUUGGUUCCAUAAUUCAUUUUCAUACAACAUAAUACAGGAAAUAACUACAUUGUAUAUAUGAAAUCUUCAACAUUUUAAUUUUGAAAUUCAGUGAAGUUUAUUAGAGACUUGGAUUUAAUAUAUUACCUGUUAGAAUUACCUAUAGAAGAUAAUGGCAAUGGCUAACAUAUUAGAAAACAUCAAAUUUGCUAGUUCAUCUUUUAGUGAUAUAAACACACAUUUUGUUCAUAUUUUCAUUCCAAACAUUGCUUUCCUGGCAGUCUAUAUUCUCAUUGGAAUAGUUGGAAAUAGUUUAGUGAUAUAUAUUUAUCUACGUAAAAUGGAGAAAACUACAGAUAACCACUUUUUUAUUCCAUGUUUGGCAGUUGGGGACAUGUUGGCAUGUACGGUUUGUAGCACUGCCGCAAUCGUCAUGUUUUUUUAUUAUACUAAUUUCACACAUGAAGUAACAUGUAAAAUAAUGUGGUACUCAAUGACAUGGAGUGCCAGUGGUGCCGCUUUAAUUCUGGUGUUUAUAGCUUUCCAGCGAUACAAGAAAAUAUGCCAACCUUUUAAACCCUCUACUCUACUGGAUAGAAAACUUACAAUUGUAAUAUGCCUUUAUGUUUCAUCUACUUUUGUAUCAAGCCCUUUGCUUUAUACCUCUGGAUUAAGUCACCUGACAUUAGAGGAGGGAAACAAGACGAUAACUUUACAUAUUUGUGAGAGAAUCAGACAGGACUUAAGGGAAGACUGGAGGAUCAAUAUUGCAUUAGCCUUUACAGGCUUGGAAGCUUUUAUAGUGUUGAGUGUCGCAACAAUUCUAACAACACUGUAUUUAAAAGUAGGAUUGAAACUUGCUAAACAUUUGAAGACAAUGAGUAAGAAAAGAAAGGACGGAAGUAAUGGCAACAGCCAAGAAACAGAAUCCAGUUCAGAGGUCAGCACUAUCAAACCAGGCCAAUCGAAGUCCAUUAGAAAGAAAGGGACAUACAAAAGUUUUAGACACAAAAGAGAAAAGUUUAACCAGGAGCACCAUUACACAUAUAUAUUCAUAGCUAUAUCUGGUGUCUGUAUUGUUACAUACUCUCCCAGGUUACUGUUAAUGAUUUUAGAAUCUGUUAAAGAAAAUUUCUGGUUAAGUUUCUAUGAGAACGAAUCUUUACUUAGAUUUCUGAAGCUCUUAAACAGGUUCCAUAUUAUUAAUAACAUAGCUAAUCCAUUUCUUUAUGCAAUGUUUGACAAAAAAUUCAAAGCACAACUCUUACAGAUUCUACAGUGCAAAUGAUCAAAAGCACUUCAGAAAUCCUUAGAACAUGUCAUAUUAUUACUUUUAGCAGACAUGAAAAUAUAAUUCCAUGGUACUUAGCCAACAUUUUUACAUUAAAAACUUUUACAAAUGA